Messenger RNA from Anastrepha obliqua, 1536 nucleotides. RefSeq lists its product as uncharacterized. Lineage: Eukaryota; Metazoa; Arthropoda; Insecta; Diptera; Tephritidae. Gene Ontology annotation, molecular function: transmembrane transporter activity. Gene Ontology annotation, cellular component: membrane. Gene Ontology annotation, biological process: transmembrane transport. The record is from RefSeq and is a predicted model, not a curated record. Bases 54 to 1424 code for a protein of 456 amino acids. The transcript has 3 exons.
AACGGGUGGCAUAACAGUUUUUAUAGUAGAGACUUUCUUCCUUGCCCAUAAAGAUGACCGUAGAAAACGUGAAUAGUUACAGCCGCUUGUGGGUGGAUCGCCCACAAACGUUAGCGGUCAUAUCGGAUUUCUUCAUCUUCAUGACUGGUGGCAUGAAUCUGGCUGUCAGCGUCGGUUGGUCAAAAAGUGAAUACACUCAACAGUUCCGUAUCUGUUGGUAUAUUGGCGUAGCGAUUGGUGCCUUCAUUGCUCCGCCACUUGUCCAGUGGAAGCGCAAGCGGUUGUUUAUUAUACUUCCCAACAUCCUAGUCGCCGCUUCGGCCAUUAUCGCAGUCUCAGGCUACCAGUAUCUGGGCGUACUAAUCGCAUCUCGUUAUAUUGACGGCAUUUGUAUUGGACUUGCCACAGUAUCCUUUAUAACGCACGUCAGUGAAAUUUCCUCUGAACACCGUCGUGGUUUCUGUUUAGCUUUCGAACAAAUCGGCCUCGCUAUUGGUGUCUACAUUCAAAUGCUCUACACCGCACUCUGGAUAACUGGGACUAACUUUAGCCCAAAUCUUCUCAUGGGCCUGUGCAAUCUAUUCUUCGGCUGUGUUGCUGCCUUUAUGACAUAUACCCAAGUCGACUCGCCCGUUUUCCAUAUGCGAAAAGCUGAUGAACCUAACGCUGUAGCCUGUGUAAAUAUUCUUUACCAGCCACCAAUCAUGACCGAAAACAAACAAGAUAUAAUCACCGAAAUCAAAAUGUAUGUGGCCAUGAACACUACGAUGUCAGUGGGCAAAAGUAUAUUGAAGGGAUUGAUGCCACUGAUCAAAAUGAUAAUCUAUCGCAGCAUGCUCUCGUUCAUCAUAGCGCUGCCGAUUAUGUUGGCGCUAAAUAAUGGUGGAUUGGUGAGUGCACCAAACGUUAUCAAUUGGCAUCCGAUACUGUACGGAUUUCUCGGCCUGCUCGGCCCCGUUGUGGGAUCGACGACACUGGGUGGCAUAGGACGCAAAUGGUUGAGCUUGGGAGCUUUGGCAGUCGCAGGAGGCAUGUUUCUCGGCGUGGGUAUAAUCUAUCAUGAAAAGUCAAAUAUGACAAAUGACGUAAAAAUGUCAAUGGUUUGUGCCCUGCUGAUGAUCGCUCAAUUUCUUGGCGGCAUUUUCGCGCCCAGUACGACAGUUUACCUCGGCGAGGCAUUCCCACUCAAGGUGAAACCCUAUUUCAUUGGAAUUUGUGUGAUUGUGCAAAAUAUUGUUGGAUUGAUUAUAGUUGUCACAUUCAACUACGAUUCGUACAACGAGUUUGUUUUCUGCAUCACCGUGGGCGUAAUUAUGAUUUUUUUCGCUAUUGUUUUCUGCUUCACGCUGCCAGAAACCAGAAAAACGAAACUGCGUGAGGCACAAGAACAAUUCGCGUAUUUCUUUAAUUUUAAGAUAUCGUAAUUCAUAAGUUGUGAGCGGUCAGAACAGCUUUUUUAGAGGAAUUUUGUAAUUUUAUAAAGCUUUCGUAGCAAUAAAACUGUGCUUAGCAUUCGUCUGACUAAUUUUGAAAAGC